AGGUUACAAGAAGUUUCUCAAAGAUGCGAUGCUGCUGUUUCCACAGACAUGAAGUUAGAAAAGCAGGAUAUUAAAGAGCAGUUAACUUUCCUCUCGUCAGGGUUUUAACUGGAGGAGGAGCGACAUGAAGGAAUUCAUUCAGGCUACUGCCUGCCUCUCCCAGAGAAAGUGAAAGUAUCUGUUCAUUGUCCGGUGAACAUGGUGGAAAGACGGCUGCUGGUCUUCAUGCUCUGGGUCGGUGUGGCGCUUGUUACAGGCUCUGAGAUAAAUUGCUCUUCUGAGCUGAUAGAAGCGGAAUAUGGCGAGGCUGUGACUCUGCCGUGCCACCUUCAGCCUCCACAGGAUGCGACGGAUAUGAAGGUGAAGUGGAGUCAUGGACCCCUGAACCACACUGUCCACCAGUAUCAGGACAGAAGAGACGACCCAGGGGAGCAGAAGGAGCUGUUUAAAGGACGAACACUUCUGUUCCACGACAGGCUGACUGAAGGAAACCUGUCGCUGAAACUCUCCUCGCUUCGACUGUCCGACACUGGAAAAUACACAUGUUCCUUUCACACUGAAACUCUGCAGAGCAGCUGUUACAUUGAACUCACUGUUGGAGAGUCUGACGUGAUCGGCUCACAUAUACCAGUUAAAGCCGUCGUCGGUGAUCACGUCAUUCUGCCGUGCCACCUGGAGCCCCCGUUCGACGUGAAGACGCUAACAGUGGAGUGGAAACGCAAUAAAACCCAUGUGCACACCUACAGACACAGGAAGGAUGAUCCAUCUAUUCAGGCCGAGAACUUCAAAGGCAGAACAUCUCUGUUCCGUGAGGAAAUGACCAGAGGAAACAUUUCACUGAAGCUGACCAACGUAAGUGAGCUGGACGCAGGAAACUACACCUGCCAUGUUCCCAAGCUGCACAGUCAGGUCAAGAGAGGGAACGUCACCCUCAUUGUUGAGCAAGUGGACAACGGAACAGGAAAUCGGUCUAAUCACAGCGGUGACCCUGGUACUGCUGCUAAAAUUGGCAUUUCUUCUGGCGUCAUUGUUGCCAUUAUUGUUGCCAUUAUUGGUGCCAUUAUUGGUGCCAUUAUUGGUGGUGUUUUGUGGAGAAAACGUAAAUGUGGAGAAAGAGGCUGGAGAGGAUGCCACAGGGUGGACAGAGAGGAGACACGGGAGACCAGUCAGGAGGACAGUCCUGAGAGAGUACAGCUGAACGACUUACAAAAUGGCAGCUAGCCUCUGAUAAUAACUCUUGGUUCUCCGAAAUCAAAAAAGGCUUUUCGUCCAUCCAAAUAUUUUAAUCAGGUGCUUCCUGUGUGUGGUGCAUUCAGUGGCAGUGGGCAGCGUUGUGUUUACCUGUUUGACCUCAUGGCAGCGCUGUGGUCAGGAACGAUGUAUCAUCACAAGGAGGUUACAGUCAGCUAUGUGUCAGAUAGUUCAGGAAGAACAUGCAAUGAGUCUCACUGAGACAUAUCUUAUUAAAAUGUGAGUAAUAUAUUAAAAAUAUAUUGAUCAAUUUAAUAGUUUCUGUAUUUGCUGUUGAUUUUGAUGUGAGAACAUUCCAUGAAAUAACUGUUUCGUCUAGAACUUGGAACAACAAUGUUUGAUAUGUGAAUCAUUUUGUAAUACAACUGAGGUAAAGGUGUGUCCAGUCGUCCUGCUUCAUAUUUGUGUCCUUCGAUGCGUCAGACUGUGAUUUUAUAAACCACUGCACGGACAGCGCUGCCGUCUGUUGACUGGAUGAAGCCUCAGUUUCAGCUUCAGUUUGUUUUUUCAUGUUGUUUUUUUUAUCUUCCUGUGAAAUUAUGUUGUUGAUAAAUGUAAUAAAUAACAACAAAUGAAAAUGUUGUUAAUAAAGGGAUUUGUUGUGAAGCACUGAGCUGAAUGAAUUAUGAAUGAAUGAAUAUAUUAUCUUGUUAUUGUACAACCUUUUGAUUUGCUUGUACUUUUAUUCUCAACCAUAACCGCAGAUGAUCAUGGUCACUACUGUAAAGUGGUUCAGAGUGAUCCUGAAACUGUGAAUGUUGUUUGUUAAUAAAAAGAUUUUUUCAUUGAACC
Molecule: messenger RNA, 2043 nt
Organism: Chelmon rostratus (copperband butterflyfish)
Lineage: Eukaryota; Metazoa; Chordata; Actinopteri; Chaetodontiformes; Chaetodontidae
Product: selection and upkeep of intraepithelial T-cells protein 1-like
Exons: 6
Coding region: 199-1221 (340 amino acids)
Source: RefSeq, a predicted model, not a curated record